AAAGGGCAAUGUGGAGUGGAAGAGAGAAGCUCAUCUACACUAUGUCUCUGUCUCGCACAAACACACACACACACACACACACACACACACACACACACACACACACGCACACACACACACACAUACACACAGUUGGCUGUUGUUGGCGGUGACUGGGGUGCUGUGAGGAGAGUGGGGCUCAGUGUGACCAGGCAGAGGCCAGUGUUGCAGGCAGUCAGGCAGUGGAGAGAGUGUUGAGCGGCAGGGACGUGCCCGGGGUGGAUAAACCAUGCUCACUAAGUGGGAGAAAGACUCUGCCCAGGACACAAGAUGAAGGUGGAGAGGAAGACCUCCUCUACGGGCGACAGUUUUACAGACAUUCCUCCACUACUGACGCUCUCCGGCCUCCUCCUCCUCCUCCCUCUCCUCGCAGGUGAGGUGUCGGGGGUGAAUGUGACCAGCCAAACGGAGGUGGUGAGGGGCACGGUGGGCAGAGAGGCCCUCUUGUCGGUCAGCUACUCCAGCAGCAGCGCCGACAAGCCCGUGAUCAAGUGGCAGAUAAAGAGGGACAACGAGAAACCCAUCACCGUCGUGCAGUCCAUAGGAACAGACAUCAUAGGGAACCUGAGGCCGGAGUACCGCAACCGCAUCCUGGUGUUCGAGAAUGGGUCCCUGCUGCUUCACAACCUGCAGCUGUCGGACGAAGGGGCCUACGAGGUGGAGAUCUCCAUCACUGACGACACCUUCACCGGAGAGCGCCACAUUGAGCUCACUGUGGACGUUCCUGUGUCCAAACCUUACAUCCAGAUGAUGGCCUCGUCCGUCCUGGAGUACAGCGAGCACUUUAACCUCCACUGUUCCCACGAUAACGGCACGAAGCCCAUCUACGGCUGGGUGAAGGGAGGCAAGGUGCUGAGCAACGACUCACGACUGCUGCUCUCACAUGACCAAAAGGUGCUGACCAUCGCUCGCGUCCUGAUGUCCGAUGACGACGUUUACGCCUGCACGGUGGAGAACCCCAUCAGCAGCAUGAGGAGCAUACCUGUCAAGCUAACUGUCUACAGACGGAGCUCGCUAUACAUCAUCCUGUCCACUGGCGGCAUAUUCCUCCUGAUCACCCUGGUGACAGUGUGUGCCUGUUGGAAACCCUCCAAAAAGAAGCAUCGACCCGUCCCCCAAAGAGCUCCCAUCUAUGUGGAGCAGAGUGAAAAUGGCCAUGAUGUUGAUGUUGUUCCCAAACCAUCUACGCUCGGUCGAAGGAGUCCCAUGCCUCUUUAUGUUCUCACUGAAGAUGAGACUCUGGAGCGUUUGGAAGAAUGCUCUGGCAAUGCUGUCAGCCAAUCAGAAAUGAAUAUCCCUGCUACCUAUGCUGCGGUCCUUCCCCCCUCCAACAACAGAACUGAGCGGCCUGUCUGGACCGCCCCACGCAGAUACCCCCGCAGCCCCUCUCCACUGGCACAGCCUCUCCCACAACCCCUCCCGGGUCCUCCCCUGCGCCCCAUCCGCUCGCCGGCUCACUCCCCCGGUUCAUCUCCACGCAGCUUCAGUCCCAUCAGAAAAGCCCGUCCACCGGUGGGAAUCCCCACCAGCAGCCACCUGCCUGUAGAGGCGGAGUGCGCAGAGCCGUGUGAUCAGACUCAGUGUCCAUCACAGCAGUGACAGCUGCUCAGAUGUCUGUGUUUCUUCUGUGAUUGUAAAGUACAUGUAUAGAUUGUUGGUCUUUGUUGCAUCCUGCAGCGGAGAUAAAGGAUUCGAUGCACUAGGAUAAGAGAUAAGUUCACUUUCAGCUAACUGUGUCUUUGUAUUCCAUUAUUUAUCAUCUAUUUCUCUAUGCACAGUGUUUCUGUAGUCUUUUGAUAAUAUCCUGUCCUGAGAGAAAUAUAUUCUGUCGACCGGUAAAGAAUUUACAGCUCUGGUAUAUAUUUUGCUUCUUGAUGAAUUAUAAAUUCUACUGGGAACUUUUGAUAAGUGCCUGUACAUACUGUAUGUAAGUUAAUAGCUACGGAUCAGGUAUUUCUUUUGGACAAUUAAACCACAAAGUGUAUUCUUAUUCAACAGUAGGUCAUCGAACAACCUAAGGUAAUAAAAACUGUU
This is a messenger RNA of Acanthopagrus latus (yellowfin seabream), 2073 nucleotides long. It is a transcript of the gene hepacama, whose product is annotated as hepatic and glial cell adhesion molecule a. The coding region runs from base 310 to 1638 and encodes 442 amino acids. The record is from RefSeq and is a predicted model, not a curated record. The transcript is spliced from 7 exons. NCBI's taxonomy places the organism in Eukaryota, Metazoa, Chordata, Actinopteri, Spariformes, Sparidae.